This is a messenger RNA of Hordeum vulgare subsp. vulgare (domesticated barley), 1760 nucleotides long. Its product is annotated as probable flavin-containing monooxygenase 1. Bases 16 to 1578 code for a protein of 520 amino acids. The transcript is spliced from 5 exons. The record is from RefSeq and is a predicted model, not a curated record. Gene Ontology annotation, molecular function: flavin adenine dinucleotide binding; NADP binding; N,N-dimethylaniline monooxygenase activity. Lineage: Eukaryota; Viridiplantae; Streptophyta; Magnoliopsida; Poales; Poaceae.
GUACGUGUGUCUUCCAUGGAGAAGAAACGGGUGGCCAUCAUCGGAGCCGGCGUGAGUGGCCUCACCGCCUGCAAGCACGCGCUGGAACACGGCUUCCGGCCUGUCCUGUUCGAGGCCGAAGCGGAUGCGAUCGGCGGCGUGUGGGCGCACACGCUCGCCUCGACGCGGCUUCAAACACCACGGCCAUACUACCAGUUCACGGACUUCCCAUGGCCGCCGGGAGUGUCGGAUUUGUACCCGGACCAUAAGCAGGUCACCGAGUACCUGCGCUCGUACGCGCGCCGCUUCGGCGUGCUAGAGUGCAUCCGUUUCGGCAGCCGGGUUGCCGCUCUGGAGUACUCCGGCGCGGUGAACGAGGAGGAGAUGAUGGCGUGGGAUCAGUGGGCUGGCACGGGCGAGGCGUUCAGCAGCGGUCGGGGCGAGUGGCGGCUCACCGUGCAGCGCGGGGACGACGUUGAGAUCCAUGUCGCGGAUUUUGUGGUUCUCUGCGUUGGACGGUUCAGUGGCAUGCCCAACAUUCCCAAUUUCCCGCCGGGGAAAGGUGCAGAGGCCUUUGAUGGCACCGUGAUCCACUCCAUGGAUUACUCCAACAUGGACGAUGCAAAGGCCACCCAACUCAUCAAAGGCAAGCUCGUCACCGUCAUCGGUUACCAAAAGUCUGCUCUCGACAUUGCCACAGAGUGCGCAAAUGUAAACGGCCCGAAGUAUCCAUGCACAAUGAUAUGUCGUACGAAGCGAUGGAUCAUCCCUGGCUACAACGCAUGGGGUGUCCCCAUUGGUUUCUUCUACCUCAAUCGCUUUUCUCAACUCCUGAUUCACAAGCCAGGGGAGGGGUUGUUGCUUGGCCUUCUGGCCACGUUAUUAUCACCCUUGAGAUGGUUGUUCUCCAAGUUUGUUGAGAGCUACUAUAGAUGGGCUGUACCCAUGAAGAAGCACGGAAUGGUACCAGACCACAGCUUCUUCGAUGCAAUGAGCUCAUGCCUGGUUGCGUCACUACCCGAUAAGUUCUACAGUAAUGUCGAUCAAGGAAGCAUCGUUCUCAAGAAAGCAAAGCAAGUUAACUUCUGCAGACAAGGCCUGGUCGUACAAGGCGAAUCGUCGCCAGUAAUAAAGAGCGACGUGGUGAUAUUUGCCACCGGGUACAGAGGUGACGAAAAGCUGAGGGAGAUGUUCGCAUCGCACAUGUUCAGAGACAUUGUGGCAGGCUCGCCGUCUAGAAUCGUUCCACAUUUCAGGCAGUGUGUCCAUCCGAGGAUCCCCCAACUGGCUAUCAUCGGCUACUGCGAGAAUGUGUCAAACCUGCACGCGUUCGAGCUGCAGUCCAAGUGGCUGGCACACUUCCUUCGUGGGACCUUCCGUUUGCCCAGCAUAAGAUGCAUGGAGGAGAACGUAGACGAGUGGGAUAAGUACAUGAAACGGUACGCUUCAGACCACUUCCGUCGGUCAUGUGUUGCACCAGUCCACAUCAUGUGCAACGAUCAGUUGUGUCAAGACAUGGGGAUUGAUCACAAGAGGAAAAAUGGAUUCCUGGCAGAUUGGGUGCUUCCAUAUGGACCAGCAGAUUACGGUGGCAUCUAACCGGCGGAGUUAACUGAAAUACUUCCAUUAUCUCCGUUUCAGCCUUGUCUGUUUGCUGCUUCGCCUAUGUUUGUAUCUGUCCAUCCAUUGAUCCAUACAUCUAGCGAGAUGCCGAGAUGUAUUACAACCUCUACCCCAUGCCCGGUUAAUAUAAGACGUUUUUGCAAUUCAAUUCAAACUGC